Molecule: messenger RNA, 3293 nt
Organism: Sphaeroforma arctica JP610
Lineage: Eukaryota; Ichthyosporea; Ichthyophonida
Exons: 13
Coding region: 252-3293 (1013 amino acids)
Biological process (GO): mRNA splicing, via spliceosome
Cellular component (GO): nucleus
Molecular function (GO): ATP binding; nucleic acid binding; RNA helicase activity
Source: RefSeq, a predicted model, not a curated record
UACGGAAUCAAAUACGUAAGAUAGUCCACGGUACAACCAGAGCGACAGGGCUUGUAGCUAUGGUCUGUGACCAAUGUCGGUAGUUAGUCUUACAGAACAAUUACAAUACCUAGAGUAAGUUUCGAAUACAGUGGAGAUUCAAUACGCCGGUAUUACCUAAAUUUUUAUUUUGUUUAUUACGUGUAUUGCACAUUUUGAUCUCUCCGGUAACAUUCAGUUGUCUCCACUAACACACUCACACUUGUAAUACAAUGGGGGGUCGUGGGCGUAGUCGAACGCGCAGUCACAGCAGCAGUCGUUCACUAUCACCAGCACCUCGCAGCGACAAGCAUAAGCGUGCAUCCAAAUCGUCGUCAUCCCGCAAUAAGUCUAGUAAAUCCAAGAAAUCCAGUAGGAGUUAUAGAUCCCGUCGGUCACGCUCUCGCAGUGAUAGCUUUAGUCCCAGUCGCAGUGGCAGUGAGAGUAGGGACAGGAGUCGAAGUAGAAGCGCAUCAUCGGACAGGGAGAGAUCGAGGGACCGGGGCAGGCGCCACGGGUCACGCUCGGCUUCUGGUCGAAACAAGCAUAGCCAUAGGAAAUCAUCACACAAGGAAAGCAGCCGUAAAGAUAGAGAUAAAGAAAGAGAUAGAGACAGGGGGAAGGAAAAAUAUCCCGAGAAAUCAAGAUUACGUAGGGAUGAAAAACCGGAAUAUUCAGGUAGUUCCAGUGAAGACGAAGAUGAGAAACGUUCCAAACGUCGCGCACUUUCUCAAAGUCGAGAGUCUAAGAGGCAAAAGCUCGGUAAGAGUGCAAGAGACUCUCGAAAAGUAGACGAGGCUCCAGGUUUGAACGAUGAUAAGGAUGGCACGCGAAUCAAGAGCACGGUAUCUCAUGCUGAUGCGACCAUACAGAAAAGUGCAAAAACGGAACAGAAAAAUGAAUCAACUGUCCCUGAAAUGGGGACUGAAAAUGCCAAUAGCGUUGCAAAUGUGGCAGACAUGAACGUUCCAGAAGAAACCGAACCUCAGAAAAAACUUAGGGAACGAAAGGAAAGACUGGAAGCUUGGCGCAAAAAGGCCCAGGCUAGUGGUACAAACGCAACUCUGCCUGUAAACCAGAUCCCUGGUUCAGCUGAUACAGACUCACAAAUAGAGGCGAAGGCAAAGGAGCCAGAACUCGCAGGAGCUAAAAACACACCUGAGGAUAAAGCCAAACUGUCUGAAAGCGAGUCAACUACGAAAUCAGACGCAAACCCCAACACAACCGAAAACACAAGCACCACCUCAGCCCAGCCCAGAAAACGGGUCAGGCGAAAAUGGGAUUUGAAAAAGCCAGACGAGGCAUCUUCGGCAGAAAAAGAAAGUUCGGCCCCGAAAACGGAUGGCUUUGUGGUGCCUAAACCGGUAUCGAGAGUGGGACAAGCCGAUAGUGACGGCUCAAAAUCUGCGAAGGUCGAGGACGGACCAGACAUUGGCAUGAGCAAGACGGGCUUUACUAUGGGUACAAGACUCGUAACCAAGACAACCAAGAAAUUGGGCGUGGGAUUUGGCCUGAACAAAAAGGACGAGGGCGGUUGGACUAAGGGCCCUACUCUGGGUGGGCUGGGUGGAUUUGGUACAAAUCGGGUCCUGAAAGGGGUUACUGCGAAGAAAACGGGACUGGCAGGCUUCGCGAUGAAGCCUAGCAAGACUGCCCAAGGGAAGACAAAGCCCUCGCUCAUGACGCGCAGUGUGUUUGGUGGCGCUGCCAAUGACGACGAGGAUGACGAUGAUGCGCUGAAAAAGCCCGCCAUGAAGAGUAUAGAGCUGCUGAUGAAAGGAAAGGGUGAUGUCAUUGAGCCACCAGCAGCAGCUGCAACAACCGCUAAAUCGUCCGGGGCUGCACCUGGGAGUGUAACCGCUGCUGCUACCUCGGCCGAGAAUGACGAAGCCGGAGAUGAUUUGGACACAUACAUGAAGAAUGUGAAUACGGAAGUGCGCAACUUAGCCACCAACAGGCGGCGUAAAGAAAGUAUAGUCCCCGAUAAAGAUGCAGCGCUGAAGCCCAAGAAGAAGUCCAAGCGCGGAGAGCGAGUGUACAACGAUGAGGAUGCCAUCGAAUACUCAUCCGAGGAGGAGGAAGAAGAGGUUGUGGUGGCAGUGAAGCAGAAGGACAUUGUGAAGGUGGAUUACUCAAAACUACCAGCCCUGGAGUUUCGAAAGGCCUUCUAUGUUGAGGUGCCAGAGCUGAAGAAGAUGAGCGAGGACGAUGUGUUCAAACGUAGAGUGGAAAUGGAUAACACCCGAGUGAAGGGCAAGGACUGCCCUCGCCCUGUUAGUAAUUGGGCUCAGUGUGGAGUCAGCUCGCGAAUUAUGAAUGUCAUAAAGAAGAAUGGCUACGACAAGCCCAUGCCCAUUCAGGCUCAGACAAUCCCAGCGAUCAUGAGCGGCCGAGAUGUGAUUGGCAUCGCUAGAACGGGUAGCGGAAAAACUAUCGCUUUCCUCGUGCCAAUGUUCCGUCAUAUCCUUGAUCAACCAGAAAUAGAGCAAGGAGAUGGUCCUAUUGCCAUGAUCAUGGCACCAACGCGCGAACUUGCUAUACAAAUAUACACGGAAUGUCGCAAAUUCGCAAAAGUCAGCGGCGUGCGGGCGGUCUGUGUGUACGGAGGAUCUGGUAUUAGUGAACAAAUAGCCGAUUUGAAGAGAGGCGCAGAGAUCAUCGUGUGCACGCCGGGAAGAAUGAUUGAUAUGCUCUGCGCCAAUAGUGGGCGUGUGACGAACCUCAGGCGCGUGACGUAUCUGGUACUGGACGAAGCCGAUCGAAUGUUCGACAUGGGAUUCGAACCGCAAGUUAUGAAGGUGGUGGAUAACACGCGCAAGAACCGGCAGACGGUGCUGUUCAGUGCCACGUUCCCCAGACAGAUGGAAGCUCUCGCCCGGAAGAUCCUGAACAAGAAUCCGAUUGAGAUCAACGUGGGUGGCCGGAGUGUGGUAUCGUUCGACAUAGACCAGAACGUCGUCGUGCUCAGCGAGGAUGAGAAGUUCCUCAAACUACUUGAGCUGCUGGGAUACUACUUGAGCAAAGGCCUCGUCCUGAUCUUUGUCGAAAAGCAGGAGAAAGCCGAUAUGUUACUGAAAGACCUAUUAUCAGCUAACUAUCCGUGCCAAGCGCUGCAUGGAGGCAUGCACCAGGAAGACCGCGGGAGUGUAUUGGAUGACUUUAAGCGAGGCGUUUGUAAUCUGUUGAUUGCUACGAGUGUGGCGGCGAGAGGCCUGGAUGUCAAAGCCCUUAACUUGGUGGUCAACUACGGUAUGCUGAGUGUUAGUCAAUUGUAA